Messenger RNA from Acipenser ruthenus (sterlet), 2072 nucleotides. RefSeq names its product calsequestrin-1-like. Bases 261 to 1670 code for a protein of 469 amino acids. Gene Ontology annotation, molecular function: calcium ion binding. The record is from RefSeq and is a predicted model, not a curated record. Gene Ontology annotation, biological process: regulation of skeletal muscle contraction by regulation of release of sequestered calcium ion. The transcript has 12 exons. Gene Ontology annotation, cellular component: sarcoplasmic reticulum lumen. Lineage: Eukaryota; Metazoa; Chordata; Actinopteri; Acipenseriformes; Acipenseridae.
AGCUCUUCUCACACAUUUUUGGUCCACCGUCCCGAGAACGGUCGCUACUUUCGUACUCUGAGGACCGCCCCCCCUUCCCUCCCUCCCAUCCCGUCCCGGUUGAGAGAGAACAGUAAGAUAGCGUGAAACUCGAAGAGUUCGUUGGGUUUUUUUCUGGGUUUUUGGGAGUAGGGUAUUUCGUUUGUUUGUUUGUUUUUUGGGGUUUUCGACCGGGGAAAGGCAAACACGUUUGAAAAGGUAAUUAAAGGCGGCGUGUAGUCAUGAAUUUAGGCUCGCUGCUUCUCGCGGCUUUGUGCCUGUUCUCCUGCGGGGUCGGGAGGGUCUGUCAGGCGGAAGAAGGGCUCGAUUUUCCCGAGUACGAUGGCAAGGACCGCGUGCACGACCUCAACACCAAGAACUUCAAGGCUGUCAUGAAGAAAUACGACGUCAUGGUGAUUCUGUACCACGAGCCGGUGGAGAGCGACCGUGCCUCCCAGAAACAAUUUCAGAUGGAAGAGCUAAUUUUAGAGCUGUUAACUAACCGAGCUGCCUUGACCUAUCAGUUGGCCGCUCAGGUCCUCGAUGACUUGGAGGAUGAAGAUAUCGGGUUCGGUCUCGUCGACUCGGAGAAAGAUGCAGCUGUUGCUAAAAAACUGGGUAUGGACGAGGAGGACAGCAUUUACAUCUUCACAGACGAUGAGGUCAUCGAGUACGAUGGGGAGCUGGCGGCCGACACUCUGGUCGAGUUCAUUUUGGACGUGAUUGAAGACCCCGUGGAGUUCAUCGAGGGGGAGCGCGAGCUGCGGGCAUUCGAGAACAUCGAAGACGAGAUCAAACUGGUGGGAUACUUCAAGAACGAGAAUUCAGAGCACUACAAAGAGUACGAAGACGCCGCUGAAGAGUUUCACCCCUACAUCAACUUCUUUGCCACUUUUGAAGCAAAGAUCGCUAAGAAACUGGAUCUGAAAAUGAACGAGGUUGAUUUUUACGAGCCCUUCAUGGAUGAACCCAGAGUGAUCCCGGGAAAGCCGUACACAGAGGAUGAGAUUGUGGACUAUAUCGAGGAUCACCAGAGGCCAACAUUGAGGAAGCUGGAGCCAUACAACAUGUACGAGACCUGGGAAGAUGAUAUCGAUGGGUUCCACAUCGUUGCCUUCGCAGAAGAAGAGGACCCAGACGGUUUUGAGUUCCUGGAGAUCCUGAAGGAAGUCGCUGAAGACAACACCGAUAACCCAGACCUGAGUAUCAUUUGGGUCGACCCUGAUGACUUCCCCCUGCUCGUUCCCUACUGGGAGAAGACCUUCGACAUUGACCUGUCCUCACCACAGAUCGGGGUCGUCAAUGUCACUGAUGCGGACAGCGUGUGGUUGGAGAUGAAGGAUGAUGAUGACCUGCCCUCCGCCGAAGAACUGGAGGACUGGAUCGAGGAUGUUCUCGACGGAGACAUCAACACCGAGGAUGAUGAUGAUGAUGAUGAUGACAGCGACGAGGAUGACAGCGACGAGGACGACAGCGAUGAAGAUGAUGACAGCGAUGAAGACGAUGACAGUGACGAAGACGAUGACAGUGACGAAGACAGCGAUGAAGACGAUGAUGAUGAUGAUGACAGCGAUGAAGACGAUGAUGAUGAUGAUGAUGAUGAUGACAGCGAUGAAGAUGACGACAGUGACGAAGACGAAGAUGACGAUUAAACUCUCAUCUUUCAGAAAAUCCGCCUGCUGCCCCCCACCCCAAAAAAACAGGCCGAUUUGUUUUGUCAUUGAUUCUCUACAUCAUUGAUCCCACCUUUCCUAUCCCCCACCGUCUGUUAUCCUAUUACCAACACCCAUCAAAAAGUCACCUUUGCUUCAUACUCUCCUCGUCAAGCACUCGUCUUGUUGAAUUCAAAUCAAGACUCACCCUUGUUUCAGUCCUCCCGUCGACACAUGAAUUCAAACCCGUCCGUCUUCAGGAAUAAUCACCGCAUCACAAUCUGAGACCUUCUCAAUAGGUUUCUGAUUCUCGGGAGAACUGUCUAGUUUCUACCCCCCCUAAUCCCCCUAAAAAAAAAAGGUUUUGUCCUAUCCUAAAUAAAGAUGGACAGUGUCUUACAA